AUGUCGAAACAAGAACGAUCCGCAAUUGUCUUCUGUGAUUUCGAUGGAACUAUAACAGCAUGCGAAACAUUCGUCGGUGUGUUGAAACAUUUCGCUCCGGAAUUAUCAAAUGAACUUAUACCAAAGAUACUUUCAAAAGAAAUUACAAUCCGACAGGGUGUUCGUCAAAUUCUUGAAUCGAUGCCUUCAUCAGUUUAUCCCAAUGAAUUGUUGAAAUUCGUUCAAGAUAAACCAAUCCGUUCUGGUCUUUCGACAUUAAUUGAUUACCUCGACAGUCAAAACAUUCCGUUUGUCGUUGUUUCAGGUGGCCUUCGAUGUUUAGUUGAAGCUGUUCUUCGACGCGAGAAGUUAUUAGAGCGUUGCGCGAAAAUCUAUGCCAUAGACGUCGAUAAAAGUGGUGAAAAGCUAAAAGUGAUAUCGGAAUGGGAAUCUGGAAGUGAAUUAGUUGCUAAAGUCAAUGUUAUUAAGCAUGAAUGUCAAAAUCAAGAGCAAAUCAUCGUCAUCGGAGACUCAAUCACGGAUUUAAAUGCAGCAAAGUGUGCAGAUCUAGUAUUUGCACGUGAUGGAUUGUGCAAAUAUUUAACUGACGAAAACAUAGCAUUUUUAGAAUGGAAUGAUUUCGAAGAGAUCAAAAAUCAAUUAGAAGCGAGAGAUCAUCAAUGA
Molecule: messenger RNA, 663 nt
Organism: Adineta ricciae
Lineage: Eukaryota; Metazoa; Rotifera; Eurotatoria; Adinetida; Adinetidae
Source: the annotation of a GenBank genome assembly